This is a messenger RNA of Leptopilina heterotoma, 1904 nucleotides long. RefSeq names its product retinal dehydrogenase 1-like. Gene Ontology annotation, molecular function: aldehyde dehydrogenase (NAD+) activity. The record is from RefSeq and is a predicted model, not a curated record. The transcript is spliced from 12 exons. The coding region runs from base 292 to 1770 and encodes 492 amino acids. Lineage: Eukaryota; Metazoa; Arthropoda; Insecta; Hymenoptera; Figitidae.
AGAAGUUUAAGUAAAAUAUUUAUUCCAAUCAGUACUCAACUUCACAGCAAGAUAUAAGUAACUUAAUUUCCAACUUUGAAUUAACCAACCUUAAUAUUCUGCGCAUCACUUACUUCUAAAAUUCUUUGAAUUCUGGGGGAAGCAAGAACUAUAUAUAAGAUUUUACCGCAUACAUUGUGCUGCAGAGAAUUUACUAGCACGUCAAGUCGUUGUGUUAUAUUCAAGUUGUUUAUUUUCUCACCUGUGGUGUGUAUAUCAAAUUUUUUCAGUGUUGAGUCAAACAAACAGAAAAUGACUGAUUUCAAGCCUAUUACAAAUCCGAGUAUACAAUACACAAAGAUUUUUAUUAACAAUGAAUGGCACAAUUCGGUGAGUGGGAAAAAAUUUCCAGUCAUAAACCCAUCGAAUGAAAAAGUUAUUGCCGAUGUGGCCGAAGGAGAUAAGGCGGAUAUUGAUAAAGCAGUGUCAGCUGCCAGAGAAGCAUUUUCAAGAGGAUCAUUAUGGAGACAAAUGGAUGCCUCGGCACGAGGAGUAAUUAUCAAUAAGUUGGCAGAUCUAAUGGACAAAAAUGUCAAUGAACUUGCUAGCAUACAAUCAGUAGAAAAUGGAAAACCGUUUUCGAAUUCAGUUGAUGAAGUUAUUAGAUCAGCUAAACUUCUUCGAUACUUCGCUGGAUGCGCUGAUAAAAUCCAUGGAAGCACCUUACCAGCUGAUGGAGAUGUCUUUGCAAUGACGAGAAAAGAACCAGUUGGAGUGGUUGGUUCAAUAAUUCCCUGGAACUAUCCGAUAACUAUGGUGGGCAUGAAAAUUGGACCGGCUCUGGCAACAGGUUGCACAAUGGUUAUGAAACCAGCUGAGCAGACACCCUUAACGGCUCUUUAUAUUGCGAAUCUCGCUAAGGAAGCUGGUCUUCCAAAAGGAGUUCUUAACGUUGUUCCUGGUUAUGGAAUCACUGCCGGUUCAGCAUUAGCAGAACAUCCUGAUGUUAACAAAAUCGCUUUCACUGGUUCUGUUAAUAUUGGCAGAAAAAUAAUUGAGGCUUCAGCAAAGAGUAAUUUAAAGCGCGUUACCCUCGAACUUGGAGGAAAGAGUCCAUUGGUGGUUUUUGAAGAUGCAGAUCUUGAACUAGCCGCUACUUAUACGUCCUUGGCUUUUCUAAAUGCGGGACAAAUUUGCUUGGCUCCAACAAGAGUUUACGUUCAAAGUGGUGUCUAUGAUAAAUUUGUCGAUAUGAUCGUGAAAAGGGCAACAAAUUUAAAAGUCGGGGGACCAUUUGAGACUGAUUCUUUUUACGGAUCACAAAUUGAUGACAGAAUAUUUAAGAGAGUAAUGAGUUACAUUGAACUGGGUAAAAAGGAGGGUGCAAAAUUAGAGACCGGUGGACAUCGUCAUGGCAAAUUGGGCUUUUUUGUGCAACCCACGGUUUUUUCGAACGUCAAAGAUAGUAUGACUAUUGCUAAGGAAGAGAUUUUUGGCCCAGUGCAAUCACUUUUAAAAUUCGACACCCUAGAGGAAGUUAUUGCAAGAGCAAAUAAUACAACUUACGGAUUGGUCGCUGGUGUCUUCACAAAAAAUAUUGAUCAAGCAUUGGAAUUUUCAAAAGCAGUUGAAGCUGGUACUGUUUGGGUCAACCAAUGGUUUAAUUUAUCCGCACAAACUCCAUUCGGUGGUUACAAACAAUCAGGAAUUGGACGAGAAAUAGGAAUUGACUCACUUGAUCAUUACAUGGAGGUCAAGACAAUUAAUAUUAAAUUACCCACUAAUCAUUAAAUUGAAAAAUGAAACAAAUUUUAGUAAACAUCUAAAACAUUUUCGUAAAAGACACAAAAUAUUGGUGCUUCUCUACAGUAUGUACAUUAAGAAGAAUAUUUGUAAUUUUUUAGAAUAAAACUUUUCAUAGUUUA